AUGAUCGUCACUCAGGCAAAACCGGGAUGGGUGCGCACCGAGCUCAAGAUCGGCACCGAGCACAUCAACAACCACAACACGAUCCACGGCGGUGUAAUCCUCUCGAUGGUUGACACGGUGACCUCGCUCGCUCUCCAGUCAAGGGGCAUUGUACCGCCUACCGGUGCCAGCGUGAACGCAUCGUGCGAGUUUGUGCGCCCCGGAGGCCAGGUCGGCGACACCAUCUUCGGCGAGGGCGAGGUCACGCAGCUCGGCAAGACGCUCGCAUACACACGCGUUAACUUCUACAAUGCGCAGGACAAGAUUGUCGCGUUUGGUUCGCAUACCAAGUUCAUGGGCAAGAACCAGCCGAGCGUGGGGUUCAGCCCCGACGGUGAGACCGAGGUACCUCUUGAAGGCAACUCGAAGCUGUGA
Messenger RNA from Cutaneotrichosporon oleaginosum, 414 nucleotides. RefSeq lists its product as uncharacterized. Lineage: Eukaryota; Fungi; Basidiomycota; Tremellomycetes; Trichosporonales; Trichosporonaceae. The record is from RefSeq and is a predicted model, not a curated record. Gene Ontology annotation, molecular function: fatty acyl-CoA hydrolase activity.